CUGAGCCCGCCAGGUCACAGGUGUUGCAAACGGAAGCGGGGUUGUAAUCGAGGGAGCAAGACCCAGACAAGCGGCCAGACAGACAAACAGGGAGCCAGCGCUGGGGACACAACCUCUACUGGGACCGCCAUCCCCGGGAGGGGUGAAGAGCAGCGAGGAUUUUUGUGGAUGAAGGAGGAAACCCAGCUGUGGUGAUGAAUAUUUUGUGACCUGCAUCAGCUACCCUGAGGCAGCAGCAACAGCGAUAAUUAGUGGGAUUCCUUCCUCCUCGACAAGGUACGCCAGCAGCUCAGAUUCCACCACUUUAGAUCCCAGUGCCUGACCUGGCCCCUGCCUCUGGAGCUGCUGCGAUCUGUGUUCACACAGUGUCUGAGACACACAAUCUAAGCCGAGUGUCGCUGGACUGGUCCACAUCAGAGAUGGAUGGAUUACAUCAUCUACUGCUCAUCACUGCACUUGGAGCCGCAGCUUCUGGCAGAAGCUUUGCAGAGAAUAACACGACGAUUCCAUCUCCCACAUUGACGACACAAUACAAAACGCCAGUUGCAGCCAUCGUGGUUCCUUGCGUGGUCGGGGGCCUGCUGCUCAUCGCCAUCAUCCUUGCGCUGGGCAUCGUGAAGCUGAAGGGAAAGCGGAGAGAGGAGGGCACGUACAACCCAAGCCAACUGGAGCAGAGCGGAGCACGGGCGCUGCCCCAGCACGGCCUGAAGUUACCUCCCGAGGAGCGGCUCAUCUAGCCAGGCGCACAGAGACCGCUCGGCCCACGGAACUGAUGCUGGAAACAGUCGGAGCUAAAAAAGUCCAACACUGUCACUUGUUUUCUGUAGGGAAUUGUCAUUGAUUGAGUGUGAGAGAGAGAGAGUGAUUUCUGCCCUUGUCAUGAGGGGCGAGAAGUGAAGGAUAUCCAGCUGAUUAUCUGAUGGUAUUCCCCCUUGACCGUGAUAUCUUUCCGAUAGCUGGGGACUACUGGAAUGAUGGGGUUACACUGCCCAGCUAGUCUGGGGGGGAAUGUCAGUGGCCCAACCACAUGAACUGCUGGGUGCCCUGGGAUAACACCCAUAGUGGGAGGAUAAGGACACGAGGCAUUUCUCUGAGAUCUUUAGCUGGGACAGCUAUGCUGAACCGUGACAGGGGCUGUGUUGCAGACAUUCUCUCUUGAAAUUAGAAGCAGACAAUAAGCUAACCUCGUAGACCAAGUACCAGCAACGCAUCAAUCCCACGAUCAAAGCUGCAGCGCGGUGAAUUGAGAGUCGGCACGCGGCAGGCACUGGUAACAAUUGUUAAUCCCACUAAUACAUGCGUCAUCCAUGGCCUUGCCUCCCCAUUACAGGCAAUCUCUCGCUACUCAAGUGGUGUCAAUGAGCCAACAUUGCCUGGUGGAAAGCCAUGGAUUUCAGCCGUGAUCUUUGCAUCAUCAGGAACCUUCAUUGACUCAAUGACUUUGUAAUUUAAAACAAUGUUAGUUUGUAUAUUUUAUUUCUAAAGGAAUCUGUACUGGACACUAAGACCAAGUGCUGGAGUAACUCAACGGGUCAGACAACAGUCUGAA
Amblyraja radiata (thorny skate) is the source of this 1549-nucleotide messenger RNA. It is a transcript of the gene crb3a, whose product is annotated as crumbs homolog 3a. Lineage: Eukaryota; Metazoa; Chordata; Chondrichthyes; Rajiformes; Rajidae. Bases 420 to 737 code for a protein of 105 amino acids. The transcript is spliced from 4 exons. The record is from RefSeq and is a predicted model, not a curated record.